Messenger RNA from Cadophora gregata, 1782 nucleotides. RefSeq lists its product as uncharacterized. NCBI's taxonomy places the organism in Eukaryota, Fungi, Ascomycota, Leotiomycetes, Helotiales, Ploettnerulaceae. Gene Ontology annotation, molecular function: adenosine deaminase activity. The transcript has 5 exons. The record is from RefSeq and is a predicted model, not a curated record. Bases 1 to 1782 code for a protein of 593 amino acids. Gene Ontology annotation, biological process: adenosine catabolic process; inosine biosynthetic process.
AUGUCUCGACGAAUUGGUUGGCCUUCGCACAUGCCAGAAGAUGUAUGGGCAGAGGUUGCACAUGAUAUUCCUGCGAAAGAUGAGCCAUUCAUCAAACAGUAUCUUUCUGGCCAGGAGGCAUUGAUUACAGAAGAAAAGAAGCAGCGGAGCGACCAUGCUUUCCGCGAGACCCUCUCCCCCAUGGCCAAAGAAGCCUGCGCAAUAGUUGACAGGAUCCGAGACGAGGAGAAGCGUACGAUAUGGACGUCAGAAUUCGAAGACCACAUGGCGCAGGAGACAGGCGCAAACGUAUACCCUGGAAUGAUGUUCUCUCUGGCAAAGGAGAGGAUGGAGAAGACAAAAUUAUGGCAGAUCAUCAGGCGGAUGCCAAAGGGCGCUCUGCUACACGCCCAUAUGGAUGCUAUGGUGGAUUUCGACUACCUGUAUGACGUUCUGUUGAAGACACCGGGAAUGCAUAUCCGAAGUCCAAAACCAUUGGCCACCCAAACGGAUCUUGAAAUCAGCGAGUUCAACUUCCGAUUCUUUAAGGCCGAGAAAGGAAUUGAUGCCUCAAUUUGGAGUCCUGAAUAUGUGCCACAUACCCCGAUUCUCCUCACCAAAGCAGCAGAUGCUUUCCCAAAUGGCGGAAGAAAUGGCUUUCUAUCCUGGUUGAAGGAGAGAACUACCAUCACACUCAACGAGUCGAUUGAGCACCAUCACGGUGUUGACGCCGUAUGGAGGAAGUUCCAAUCCUGCUUUAUCAUUCUCAACUCAAUUAUCUUCUACGAGCCUAUUUUCAAGCUAUUCAUGAGACGAAUGAUGCAGCAAUUAGUUGCCGAUGGAGUCAGAUGGGUCGACUUGAGACUGGCAUUUGCCUUCUACUACUACCGCGAAGGCUCGGAAGAGCCAGAACCGACAUAUGAUAGGAUGUUCAAGAUAUUUGGUGAAGAAAUUGAAAAAUUCAAGGCUUCCGAGGAAGGAAGAGAGUUCUGGGGAACUCGAAUGAUCUGGACUGGACUCCGAGCACUUGAUACUAGAAAGAUCGUUGAGGACAUGGACGCUUGUAUUGCAAUCAAACUCGCAUACCCCCAUCUGGUGUCUGGUUACGAUUUGGUUGGUCAAGAGGAUCCGGGUCGACCGCUGAAAGACCUACUCCCAGAGUUAUUCUGGUUCAAAAAGCAGUGCGUUCAAGAGGGAAUCGAAUUACCAUUCUUCUUCCACGCGGGAGAAACACUCGGUGAUGGGAACGAUACUGACCAGAACCUCUUUGACGCUGUUCUCCUCGGCACCAGAAGAAUUGGCCAUGGAUUUUCCCUUUUCAAGCACCCUCUCCUCAUCGACAUGGUUAAGGAAAAGAAGAUUCUCGUUGAGAGUUGUCCGAUCUCUAACGAAAUCCUCCGUCUCUGCGCAUCAGUCAUGUCUCACCCCCUCCCAGCACUACUUUCUCGCGGCGUUGCUUGCUCUCUUUCCAACGACGAUCCAGCUAUUCUGGGGCAGGGUACUAACGGAAUGACCCAUGACUUCUGGCAAGCUCUCCAGGGCUGGGAAAACCUUGGAUUGGCUGGUCUCGGCUCCUUGGCUGAGAACAGUGUCCGAUGGGCAGCUUUCGAGGACCAAACCCAAGCAGAAUGGGUUGCCGGCAUCAAGGAAGCUUCACUUGGAAGUGGGAUGAGAGCUCAGAGGAUGCAGCAGUGGGCUAUCGAGUGGGAGCAAUUCUGUCUUUGGAUCGUCACUGAGUUCGGAGAUGAUGGUGAGAGUGUCCAAAAUCUGCGUCAAGAAACGAGCCUCGAUACUCAAAAUUAG